AUGCCAGCACGAACAGAUAGCGGUUGUAAGAAUUCCAUCGAGAAUCUGGAGCGCAAGAAAGAGCAGAUAAAGAAGAGGAAGCCAUUUCAGGGCUACAAAACUGCUGUCGGACCUGGAGAGGCAGCAAGAGCAAAGGCGUCUCCUUUAAAGAAUGUAGUACAGCCUCAAGCAUACGAGCCUGUGAAUCCUCCUUCUACGGUCCUAUGGCAGCAGACACCAAGAACGAACACCAGAUCGCAUUCACCUCUCCCACCAGAAGAACUUGGUUCACCACCACCACCUGCCCCUCCACCGCAUCGUUCUGGUGUAAUGAAUGGGCAUAUCUCUAGAGCUGUCUCCCCAGCUCCGUCUCCAUACGAGAUGAAUCAGAGCUAUCCUACAAUGUCGAGAACUCCUUCACCCAAUAUCGCAUCCUUCCAAGGUCAUACUCCUCCCAUGAUCAGAGAUGCAAUGGAGGAUGUUAUGUCUUCUUUGGAGGGAAUGAGUGUUCAGCACGAGGCUAUGGAACGACAAAUCUCAAAUCCUUGGUCGCCCGAAGCAUUUGAUGAUUUCAGACAAGCCCAACCCCGACCAGGUCUGCGUCCUUUGACCUCUUUGGGUCUCGCCGCAGGGAGCAGUACAUAUUCUGAAGAGGCGAGGGAAAAAUACAGCAGUAGGCACAACAGUCCUGAUAGGUAUGUCGAUGGUCCACCACAUCUAGAAACAUAUGUACAGCGAAUGGAGCGGCAAUUAGAAGAAAGAGCGAGACACAGAGAAGCCUCCUUGGACCCCGACGAUCGACCUCCGCCACCACCACCAAAGCAAAACCCUUGGAACGCAGCUACAGUGGGUCGAAGAUUAUCUUUGCGAAGACCUAAAUCUACCUACGAUCUGACAAGCGGCCUCGAUCGGACAUAUACCACAAAGACUAAUUCUACAAACUCGAGCAGUGGUGUGGGUAGUCUUGCCUCAUAUCCAUCGAACGCGAGCAGUAAGACUAGUCAAAGCAUAUUCAGUGGGUAUUCUGCUGGUGGCUUCAGUGCAACAAGCGCUGGCAGUCUUGCGCGGAAAAGAAAUGGCUUCAAUGAUUACGAACCAGCAGCUAUCACUGCUAGGCCGACAACAAGCAAUGGGAUACGAUCAGAAAGACCGAAGACACCAAAUACAGGAUAUUCGUACCACCAGAGUCACGAUCCCAGGGCAGGUGCAAGAUCUGCUGUAGGCUUCGAGGAUCGGCCUGUAUCGUCUGCAGGUAGCAUCGCGUUUAGCACACCAAAGGCCAAGAAGACAGGUCUGUUCAAAAAGCUGAACGAGACAGUGAAAACCAGCUUUGCCAGUGCAAGAAGCACCAUUGCUCCGAAUGGCGGCGAUAGCACAGCUAGCUCGCCAACCAAACAUUCCUACAACAAUGGUGUGACCAGUAUAGCUGGUGGCAUGCAUUCACCAACCAAAGGUGACAGGCACAAGAGCGCGACCUCGUCUGGAUAUUAUGGAAGUGAUGCAGCUCGAGAGAUGGGCAUGGAUAUGGGUGCUGGUGCAGAUUGGUUAAGGACGAGAAGAGACGUGAAUAGAUCAAACACGCCUGGACCUUCUGAACGGCAAGAGCGAGCAGAGAGAUGUCAGAUGCUUAAUGAGCCUGUCAUAUGUCCUGUCGAUGAGCUUUACGAGACCGUUCAGGGAGACGAGGACGUCGAUGGUGGACCAGUCUACCAUCCAUUUGCACUAAGUAAUCCAAGUUUCACGCAGGUCGACAAAGCAGCAAGGUUCGUCACUUCUCUACCGAGCAGUAUCACUGCUGCGUCUUUGGCUACGGGAUAUGUAUGUCGGCCAUACAGGACUGACGCUCAACGUGUUCGAGCUAUCUUCAUAUGGUGCGCCGAAAGAUUAACCUGGUCCGCAGACAUCGAAGGUCCUUUCGGUGCUCGAGAACAGAUGGUCGACACUCGACGAGUAAUAUUACAGAAGUCAGGUAGCAGUCGAGAAGUUGCUGCAGUGGUCAUGGAAAUGUGUCGUGCUGUAGGUCUACCUUCAGAAACGAUUCACGGCUAUCUGAAGCGACCUGGCGAAUCGCUGGAUAUUGACGCUGCAACUCCGAGCAAAUGCAACCACUACUGGAAUUCAGUCCUCAUUGAUGGUGAAUGGCGGCUCCUAGAUUCAAGCCUAGCAAGUCCCACUAAUCCUCAACGUUCUCUUUACUCGAACAUCAGUCAAACUAUCGCCGAGCCGUUCUAUUUCCUUGCCAAACCAUCAGAACUUUGCUGGACCCACGUACCUCUUGAGCCAACUGCAUGUCCCCCAUUCUUCCGUCUCGGUAUCAUGGUACAUGCCUACGACACCUCACUUACCCACAUGGAAGGUCUAGAAAUGUCAACAAUCACAGUCAAUACUCCCGUCGACACCGAGGUCUUCGCCGAAGUUGAAGCCCAAGCAUACGCACGCGACAAUGAAGGUGAUCUCUACGAAGACCCCGACACCAUCACUCGUGUUCGUGCCCUCUCCCAACCAACGUGGUACCGCACCUCCUCCAACCCAGACGUCUUCCAAAAACGAUACAUCAUCAAAGCCCUCCUUCCAGGCGACGAACAAUCCGGCACCCUCAAAAUCUACGCCGGCAAAAAAGGCCUAAUGCACAGCGCCAAAGAAAUCGUGCACCCCCUCGCCUUUGCCCUACCACUACACCACCAAGGCGAAAACCCAGCCUACGAAUUCGUCCGACGACACCCUACACCACACGCUACCCGACAAGACAUUUACGUCAUCCAACCGCAAUGCUAUCGUCUCGACCGCGGUGAGAAAUAUGUCUUCUACGUCCGCCAGCACCCCGCCACCGUAAACGGUACACCCACCAGUGAACGUGACGGCUUCGACUUCCCUCGCCCAACAUCCCCCAACCCCCUCAUCCGCCCCUCCAGCGCAAUGAGCAUGACAAGCAGUGCCGCAGGCAGUGGUUCCACCCAAGGCUCAGACUACAGCAACCCCUCCCUCCUCCCCAACGGCGUCAAAAUCAAAGAAAAAUACGCAAAACUAAGUCUCCAGGCCCCUUCAGGACGCAUCAUACGCUUUACACGGAGCGAAGGGUGUCCGCAGAAUAAAGCUGCGCAAGAGGUUGAUGGGGUUGUGGUGGGGAGUGUGUGGGAGUGUCAUUUGAAGGUCACGGAGAGGGGAGUGUGGAGGGGGUUGGUGCUGGCGGAUCGGAGUGCGAGGUGGUGUGUUUGGGGGGAGUGGGAGUGUUCGUGA
Lithohypha guttulata is the source of this 3216-nucleotide messenger RNA. RefSeq lists its product as uncharacterized. Lineage: Eukaryota; Fungi; Ascomycota; Eurotiomycetes; Chaetothyriales; Trichomeriaceae. Gene Ontology annotation, cellular component: mitotic actomyosin contractile ring; cytoplasm. The record is from RefSeq and is a predicted model, not a curated record. Bases 1 to 3216 code for a protein of 1071 amino acids. The transcript is spliced from 2 exons. Gene Ontology annotation, biological process: mitotic division septum assembly.